Molecule: messenger RNA, 10980 nt
Organism: Drechmeria coniospora
Lineage: Eukaryota; Fungi; Ascomycota; Sordariomycetes; Hypocreales; Ophiocordycipitaceae
Product: TOM1 protein
Exons: 8
Coding region: 1-10980 (3659 amino acids)
Biological process (GO): proteasome-mediated ubiquitin-dependent protein catabolic process; protein polyubiquitination; positive regulation of protein catabolic process
Molecular function (GO): ubiquitin-protein transferase activity
Source: RefSeq, a predicted model, not a curated record
AUGGGCAAAAUCACCAAGUCCAUGCAGCCCAAGCACAAGGAGACGCUGUCCCCUUGGCUUCGAAGCUAUGUCAAUACCACAGCGAGCCUUCCGUUGCCCUCGUUACCAAGUCACCUCGCCACCUUCCCGUCACGGUGGCCGUUCGGACGCGGCGAUCUUUACCACUGGAUACCCCUUCUCAACAGGUUCGACAGUAUACUACAUCACUUCUGCAGGACCUAUGGUCUCCACGAAGGCCCGCAACCUCGCGAGUUCGCCUCCGACCUGCUCCUCAACCAAGCCAAAGACACGGCGUUCAGCAGCGAGAAACAGUGGGAUCCCAAGGAGCUGGAAGACCUAGGCUUUCCGCCAGAUGGCGAUAGGCUGUUGGUGGAAGCCAUCCUUCGAUUCACGCGCAUGUUGCUUGAGCACUGUGGCAACCGGAGCAUCUACGCGAGCAGCGCUCAUCUGAACGAUCUUCUUAACAGCACGUCAUUGUCCGUCAUCAUUGCCACGUUGGAGGUUGGAUCCGAAUUAGCGCAGCGAUAUCAGGCUUCCGUGAAGCGCAUCGGGAGCACGUCGAGGCAAAUAAGCGCCGCCCUCUUGGCCAAUCACUACAACAUCGAUCUUGAUCGCAUUCAACAACUGGCCUCGCCCUUCGUCAAGACGCACAUCCUCACCUUAUCCGAUUCCACGCCGACAACAACACCGGCCACCACCAAAGGCAAAGAGAAGGCACACACUGGUAGCGGAAGGAGCUCCGCCUCCAUGUACGCCAGUGACCUUGUCUCCGUCGCCACAUCGGAUGACAAGCGAUGGAAAGACUGGACCGAUAUUCGGGUCUUCUACUACCCUCAAGACCCCGAAACCAAUGUCGAGACGGCGGCCGACAAUGCCUGUUCGUCAAUGCCUUCGACUCCUACGCCCCUGCGCCGGAGCUCUACGAUGACGACGCAACAGCUUACUCCGAGGUCGCGGAACGUCGUCGGCGACGAUUCGUCGCCGCUUGGACCACGAACUCCUGCCGUCGUUGAGGAGCAUGUCGCGCCAGGCCAGAGGUCGUUCGACAUACCCAAGUCGGCCGUUGUCUCGACCCCGAUUCACGACCUUGUCAGUCGAUGCCGCGAAGACAUGCCGGCCGCGGCCAAGUACGAGGUCUUUCACAGGCUUCGUGUUGCCAAAGCGCUCACGGGAACCGUCGAGCAUCGGCAGCAGAUUCUGGCCACUCGACUUUUGGCCAUCACCAACCUGGCGUAUAUUUACAACGAGUCGAGCUUUGUCGAUAAAGUGCUUCGCCAAGAUAUUGACGAGAUCAGGCGAUAUCAGCUGGUGUACCAACUCGCCGAGCUCAUCCAUCCAUCCGCCGACGGCCGAGUCGAGCUCAUAGUGUCCUCCCGAGCAUUCGACAGCUACUUUGAAAUCUUCGAGAGUCCUGCGCAUAUUCGAUGUAUGGAGACGGACAGGGACCUCGCGCAAAACGUCGGUGCCAGUUUCGACGAGCUUGCUCGCCAUCACCCACCCCUUCGGACCGCCAUCUCCAACGCCGUCAUCGACAUGGUUGCCCGAGUCCGCUUCCUUGGUCUUCAAAAGGCUCGCACCGCGGGUUGGGGCGCCAGGCUGUUCGUGACGGGGUCAUGCGGCAAGCUUCUGUCUGUUUCCGAGACCGGGGCUCUCGAGGAUGCCAGCGAACUAUUGGCUGAAGCCAGAGAGCUGGCUAUUUCCGGUGAUGUCGAUGUCGACAUGGAUGACGCCGUCGCCACAAAUGAAGCGGACAUCGAGAAUCGCGAUGACGCACAAGGAAAGGCGCACGAGGAGUCAAUCGUGCCAUACAUUUUGGCACUGGCUAACUUCCUUUCCUCCUAUCUCUCCAAUGGGCUACUGAAGUCCUUCUUCGUGAAGAAGGGGGGCUUCGAGCUGCUUCUUGACAUUUGCCAAUCGCCAAGUCUACCAGCUACUUUCGGAGACUCGGCUGCGUCGAGAAUGCUGAACUCGGUAGUGUCGCAGCUGGUGGAACAGUCGCCGGUCCGAACCCUUCCCUCACUGUUGCUCCGCGCCACGACGGCGAUCGAUGUUCUCAAGCCCCUAGGCGCUCAAACGGAAGCGUUCCCGCCAUUCUUCGCCCCUUUCCUCGCCGCUGACCUUGAAAUUCCGCAUGACGUUGAGGGGGUGCCCGAGACAAUGUUGAUUGGAACAAAACUCGUCAAGGCGCUUUUGAACGCGCAGACGUUCAUCAAGAUCGUUUCCGAUUGUUUCUGUACUAUGAGGAACAGUACCUUAACCUUCUACCCUGUCAACGUCCACGACUACUAUCUCGCCCUGGUGAAAUCCAUUGGACCACUGCUGCGAGGCGUUUUGGCGGAGGAAGCUGGGCAAUUGUCCAUCGUCCCCCAGCACUGGUCGUUGAGACCGCAGCCGUCUGCGGUCGACAGCGACGCUCGAGACGUCGUCACCGACCCCGAGGGUGCAUCUUUACCCGAUGCCAUCGGCGCUGCGGAAAGUUGGACUUCAGCCUUCGUCGCUGGCGCUUCGGCGUCCAGUCUUACGGAUCAAGAAAAAUCCAGUAUCCGCUUUAAGAACUACGAUACUCUACGAGUCUUACUGCAUCCCAUGAUUCCGACUUCAUUUCCCCUGUUUCAAUCCAUAGGCAGGUCGCUUCUGCCGCGUCGCAGUGAGCCGAGCCACCCCGAACCGUUCACACGGUGUCGUCACCUCGACCUCGGGAAAGCCCUCGCAGACUCUGUCUUGCAGCAUCUAGCCCCUUCCGUGGCGAUGCCGGAGAAUUCCUCCAAGGACUUUCACUAUUGGAUCAUCAUGCUCCAUACCAUCCACGAAAUGCUCAUCGACACCAGUUCUUCUCUCAGACAGAGCGAUCGUUCGAGUAUUCACAUCAUUAUGCCCGUGCUUCUCGCCUUCAAAGAGCAAGGUGGCCUGGAAGUCAUCAACUCGAUGCUCAAGGCUUUCGCAGCUGCCGUUCGGCAGGGCUCCGAGAAGGCCGCCGAGGACUCUUCGAAAGCCAAGGUGGCUGCCUUCGGCCUCAAGAAGGUUCUGGACCUACUGUACGUGCUUGUUAAUGGAAAGAACAUUUCGGACGCGGGUAAUUUCUUCAACAUUCAGCCUCGGCAAGUCGACAGAGCGCACUCUGCUAUCGCCUUCCAGCAGAUCGUUGUCGAGUUCCGCUCCGCCGUGCUUCCGGGCAUCAUGGAGCUUUGGGACUCGAACUUCAUCGACAACGUCCCGGAUGCAACGGUGAAGCGAUUGCUGGAUAUUCUGAAGCUCAUUUCCGCUAGCGACCAUGAGCUCCAGCAAAUUUCCACGACGACUGCCCCAUUUGACCUUUUCAAGUAUACGGAUGCCCGUUUUGACUGGAAACCGCUGCGCGAUGUGGUAACCGACAACCUGCACGCUGGAUACGCCGAGGAUCUGGUGCAUGAGGCUGCGUAUAGGGCGAAUGGCAACGUUGUGUCUACGACGGAAUACUGCCGUGCCCACAAAGACGGCCUGGCCGGCCCCCGAAAUCCAAUUCCGGCCGAAGACGCCGACACAUCCGCGCUCACUGUUCCAGAAACGUCGACCAACGAGGGUGAUUCAGCGGCCAACGAAGGGGAGCCAUCGGCUGGUGCGCCGGGGCUUUCUGACGGGGACCAAAUGUCGUUGGAUGCUCUCCCUGCCGAACUGUCUGCCGAAGGAUUGCUGGAUCUAAUGGAUCGCCCUGAAAAUGUGGAUGAAGAGCAAGACUCUCAGCAUGAGCCACCAGUUCCCCCGCCAUCCGAACCUGGCACGGAUGCCGAUCAACAGAAAGCAAUUGCCCAGCUUGUAUCCGCCAAGGAAAGCAUGGAUGCCCUGCGGACAAAGUUGAGAGAUAAUUUGAUCGACCAAUGCCUGGACGUUAUUCGGGCGCAUCCAGACACCGCCAUUGACGUGGCGGACCUCAUUACGUCCAUGGUACUCAGAAGGCAGAACCAUGACGUCCAAGAGGAGGUCGGAUCGACGCUGUCCUUUGCGCUUUCGUCACUGGCGUUUGAUGAAGAGGAAAAGAAGAAGAAUGGCAAAUGCAUCGCCGCGUACUCGCACCUUUUGGCUCUACUUCUCCAGGACGAGAAGUUCUUUGAGCGCAACCUGGAGACCCUCCGAGAGAAAGUUGACGAAUAUGUGAACUUCGUCAAAGUCCCGUUCUCUUCGUCGACCGAUGACCUACCCCCAUGGAUCCCAUACAUUCUGCUGAUACUGGAGGUACUGUUGUGCCACGACGAGAGGCCCGUCGCAGCGCAGUGGAAGAACCCGAAGUCAUUGGAGGACCCCGUGGGCGAGGCAAUUCUUCAAUUGCCAACUCCUCUGGUCGAUGACCAGCAGCGAACGAUUGUACUAGAGUCGUUGCUUGAGCUACUACCGCGAAUCGGCAAGGAAGAGGUGCUCGCAACUGCGGUUCUGAGGAUACUUGUCAUUUUGACACGCAGGCGCAGUGCGGCGAAGCUUGUCGGCGAGAAGAAGAACCUCCAGAGGCUGUUUGUUAUGGCCAAGCAGCUCUCUGGCUCUGGCUCGGAGCGGCUUAGGCAAACAAGGUUGACCACAUACAUCAUCACAAUCCUGCGCCAUAUCAUCGAAGACGAGGAGACGCUCAAGCAAAUCAUGCGUGCUGAGAUUCGGGCCGACUUUCCCAGCAUACAGCGAAUUCAGCGAGCAUCACCUGACGUCGCGACGUACUUGCGAACCAUGGCUCCAGUUGCGCUUCGAGCUCCUGACUUGUUCGUUGACAUGACGAAUGAGCUGCUUGAGUUUUCGAGAUGGCAUCCUUCAUCUGCUGAUGGGAUGCGCACUCAGCAAUUGAGCAUGAAGGAAGCACGAAACGACGGCGAUGGUGAUGCGAAGCCUGCUGUCAAUGAAGCGGCUUUUGAUCAAGAAGUAAAGCGGUCCACCGAAGCAGCCGAUAAGGAGAUGACGGACGCCCCGAAAGCGCACCAUGAUAGCAAACGCCCUGUGGUGGAGAACCCCGAUGGUGUUAUUCACUUCCUUCUGUGUGAACUUGUCAAUUACCGCGAAGUCGACGAUAAAGAGCCGCCAACUGUCGGAAAAGAUUCUCAAUCCGACACGGAAGCGGGGAAAGGUGCCCAAGAUGACUCCUCCGACGAUAAGCAGACAUCGGAUGGCAAAGACAAGAAACAGUCGAAACCGCUUUUCAAGUCCGAAGAGCACCCCAUUUUCGUUUAUCGCUGCUUCCUUUUAAGCUGUCUAGCCGAACUUCUUCAGAGCUAUACUAGGACGAAGGUUGAAUUCAUCAACUUCAAGCGGAGUGCACCUCCGUUGACCAUAAACACGCCCAUCAAACCCAGGUCUAGCAUCCUCAACUACCUGAUUUACGACUUGCUCUGUCAGGGAAAUCUUAGUGGGACAACUGACAGCAUCGCCUCGAAGAAAAAGGCCGCAACAUCGUCUUUGACACAGAAAGUGUUGGUGGCACUGGUUGCCAAGACGAACGAGAGACCAGUGGAGCGAGGCCGUGACAAGUUUGCCUAUGACGACGAGCAUGAUCUUCUCUUCGUUCGAAAAUUCGUCCUCGACACCAUUCUCAAGGCAUACGAAAAGACGCCGUUCACGGAUGAGCCUUUAGAAACGCGAUACUCGCGCAUGCAAUGCCUUGCGGAACUCAUGAAUCAUAUGAUUGGUGAAAAAGACAAGGAUCAGAGCUCUGGCAUUGAUUCGACACAGUCUCGAUCUCUGGCACAGCUGCGACGAUUGAUGUACGAAAAAGGCUUUGUGGACAAGCUGACUUCCUCAAUUGCCGAGAUCAGCCUCAAUUUCCCGGGGGUCAAGCGUGCCAUUAAGUACAUCCUGCGUGUUCUUCGGGUGCUCACUGCCACAGCCAAGGAGCUCAGCCUCUCAUCUCUGCCUGGCGUACUACCAUCCGAUCCAUCGGCGGAUGACAACAGCGAUGAAGAGUUCGCUUCGACGUCAUCUCUCUCUGAUCUCGAUGAUGAUCGGGAGGAAACACCUGACUUGUAUCGCAACUCUACACUGGGGAUGCUGGAGGCUCAGGCUGAAGACGACGAAUCUGGCGAAGAAAACGAGGAUGACGAGGAUGACAUAUAUGGCGACGAAUACGACGAUGAUGAGAUGGACUACGGAGACGACGAUAUUUCCGACGGUCAAGACAAUAUCAGCGAUGAGGAUGAGGAGCUCAGCGGCAUGGGUGAGAUCGAAGGUCUUCAUGGCAACCCUAGCGUCGUCGAAGUCAUUAUGGAUGACGAUGAGGAUGACGACGACACCAGUGAUGACGAAGACGACGAAGGGAUGGACUCUGCCGACAUGGAGGAUGUAGAUCGCGUGGAAAUUGUUGAUGAAGAAGGAAAUCCUCUUGACGACGAUGGCGAUUCCGGCUGGGAGAGCGAGAGUGACGUCGACGAGGAUGACCCGGAUGCCGACGAUCUCGACUAUGAAGCGGAGGUACAAGACGACGACGAAGCACAUUUGCAUGGCAUUGAUCCCCACGAUCUGCUCGAUGAUAUGGCUAGGGCCAUGAUGGGACAGGAUGACGGAUAUGAGGCCGAACUCACUUUAGACGACACUUUCAUGGAUGAAAACCAUGAUGAGGGUGAAGAUGAUGACGGUGAAGACAUUGAUGAAGAAGAUAUCGAUGAUGAAGAGUAUAUCUACGACGAUGACUACCCAGACGAGCAACUUCCACCGAUGCCAAACCCUGGCUGGAAUAGCAUGAGCAUGAGCCCGGAACAAGAGUCUCUUUUCCGCCAGCGCCAGCUCAUUCUGCUCGAGCAGCAAAAUAGGCGCCCAGUGCUUACUAGGAUGGACAAUCGGAGCCCGUUCCCGCCUCGCCUCAUUGCCGGGUCACACCGUGACCAGUUGGACUUCCGCAACUAUUUUUCUCGCAGCCAUCGCCCUGCGGGUGGCGCUCAAGUAAAUCCCGAAGAUGGCGUGAACCCCCUUCUCCGGUCGGGCCACUCAACGUCGCAAUCUUCUCCGCGAACUGGCCAUGUCCGUACGACAGUCGGGGUGAGGCUUCCCGAAGGCGUAUUCAGCGCUGGUCGUCAUGCAAUCGAUGGGCCAAUGGGACUCCUGAGCGAGCUCAUGGAAUUUCUUCCGAUUAUGGGCCGCAAUGAGGGCGGGCAAACUUUCCACUUCCACCUAGGAAGUGCUGGGGGGGCCCGCGAUGCACGAGAUUUUGUGCAUGGUAGAUGGUCUCGGGGCGAUCAACGGCGUGAAGGCUCAGCGCAAGAGCCACACCAGGCAGUUUCAUUCGUGCCGGAGCCAACUCUGAUUCGAUACCAAGAAGAAGCCAGGAUGAUCUUUGGCGCUGCGCAUACUGCGGAAGCUUCAAAGCUCGUUAACAUAAUUGUUGCCAAUCUCACACCCGCCGCGAUGGAACGAGAGAAGAAGAUAAAGGCCGAAGAAGCUGAAAUGCAACUGAGGCGCGAAGAGGACCGCAAGAAGCGCGAGGAGGAGAACCGCAAGGUUCGAGAAGCCAAGGAGGCCGAGGAAAAGGCGGCCAGGGAGAAGAGAGAAAUGGAGGAACGCGAAGCUGCCGAGCGAUUUGCAGCAGAAACCGCCGCGAGCAACGUUCGCAACAGCCAGCUUGGUGAUGUUGAAGCUGACGGUGGCGCAAUGGAGGGCAUCGAGAGCACUGAACCGGCCACUUCGGGAGGCGCAGAAGCUCAGAACACCUCUGAGACAGACCAUCCUCAACGCCGAGUGAUGACUACGCUGAGGGGCGAAGAGGUUGACGUUACCGAGCUCGGCAUUGACCCCGACUACUUGGCUGCAUUGCCGGAGGAGUUUCGAGAGGAGGUCGUCGCCCAGACCAUCAGCGAGCGGCGCUCACAAGCUCGCGAGGAAGCUGCAUCAGGCGAAUCGACAGAAGUGUUCCAGGAGUUCUUGGAUGCCCUUCCGGAGGAAUUACGCCUGGAAAUUGCUCAGCAGGAGCGACAAGACGAGCGUCGAAGGCAGCAUCGUCGCCAUGCAGCCCAUUCCGGAAGCCAAACUGCAGCUGCCACAGAAAUGGAUCCUGCUAGUAUUCUGCUAACAUUUCCACCAGAGUUGCGGGAACAAGCGCUGAUUGAUCAAGGGGAGGAUCUUAUGGACCAGCUGCCUCCUGAUCUGGCAGCCCAAGCUAGGGCGCUGGUUCAACAGCGUGCGCCUGUGCCGCAGCACCAGAGCAUACGCACUGUUACCGCCCCUGGGAGAACACCGCCUGCUGGCGAUAGAGCGGCUGGCCAUGACACAGACAUCCAAGGUGAGAGCAGGAUUGCGCGCCGAACGGUAGUUCAAAUGCUCGACAAGUCUGGCAUUGCAACACUACUGCGGCUCAUGUUCAUCGCACAGCACGGAUCCAUCCGCAACUACCUGUUCAGCGUCUUCGCUGAUGUGUGCGAGAACCGACAAAACCGCCUCGAGGUCGUUAGCAGCAUCCUGCAAAUUCUUCAAGACGGUAGUACCGACAUGGGCGCCGUGGAACGCAGUUUUGGACAGCUUUCCCUGAAAGCCAGGAAACACAGGGAGAAGGAGCCCGAGCAGAAGACUCCCCAGAGCCUGAAGAGAACUCUUACCACCAUUAUCGACACCAGCACCAAUCAGACGAACUCAGAGACGUCGCCAUUACUGAUCGUUCAGCAAUGCUUGGAUCUCCUGGUUGAUUUAUGCACCAAAAGCCAUCAUAUCCCUUGGUUUUUCCUGACUGAACAUGAGAUUGUUGGGUCAGCAUUGAAGAGGGCACUAAGUCGCAAAGGGAAAGCCAAAGAUACUAAAGCUCACAAAUACGCCAUCAACUCGUUGUUAACAUUGCUGGAUCGUGAGCUCGUCACCGAGAGCUCACUUGUGAUGACACAUCUCGCAGACUUGCUGAAUCGAGUUACUCUGCCUCUUCAGAAUCUAGAUCGCCGCCGAAAAGAGACAGCUGACGAGGGCAAGUCGGGCGUUGCUGCUGAAGACGAAAUUGUUACUACCGGCGAAGCAUUGGGACCUGAUGGAGCAAUGAACACCUUCACGGUUGCAGAACCUAGCCAUCCAGACGGAAAUGCUACCGAUGUGGACAGUGCCUCUAAAGACAAAGAGCACAAAAGCAGCGCGCCCUCAAAGCGGCCUCGACAAUUACAACCACCAGUAAUCCCUCCGCAGAACUUGAUGCUUGUGGUGAGAAUCUUCGUUGCCAGAGAGUGCAACUCGAAAACCUUUCAGAACACCAUUUCGACAAUCAAGAAUCUCUCUGCGAUACCUGGAGCAAAAGAAGCGUUUGGCCAAGAGCUCGUUCGUCAAGCGCAACUGUUAAGCAAGAAUAUCGUAUCAGAUCUGGAUGACCUGCUCCCGCACAUUGACCAGGCUUCCACUGGAACCGAAAUUCAAGGGGUAGCUCUCGCCAAGUUCUCGCCCGGGGCGUCUGAGCAGAACAAGCUGCUCCGAGUGCUCACCGCGUUGGAUCAUUUGUUUGACAGCAAGAAGAAGACUCGUGGUGGGGAAGACGAACACUCUAAGGACGAAGAGAGACAAUAUCUUGUCAACUCUCUAUACAACAAUCCCACAUUCUGGAACAUGUGGAAGAAGCUGAGCACCUGCCUUGGUGCCAUCCGCCAGAGAGAGAACAUGCUAAAUGUGGCCACGAUCCUGCUACCUCUCAUCGAGUCUCUCAUGGUGGUGUGCAAGAAUACAACUGCAAGCAGUGAGCCACUGACAGGCCAUGUUAAGGAUACGGUCCCGCAGAGUCCACCCCCUGCGUCGCCGAUAGCCAACCUGUUCUUUAGCUUCACGGAAGAACAUCGACGCAUCCUCAACGAACUUGUCCGAAACAACCCGAAGCUCAUGUCAGGCACCUUCGCCCUCCUGGUCCAAAACCCGAAGGUCCUCGAGUUUGACAACAAGCGAAACUACUUCAACCGAAGCGUUCAUUCGAGGUCACCACAGAGGCGCCCAUCGCAUCCAGCACUGCAGUUGUCCGUUCGCCGCGACCAAGUUUUCCGCGACUCGUUCAAAGCGCUGUACUUCAAGUCUGGCGACGAGAUGAAGUUUGGAAAACUCAACAUUCGCUUCCAUGGAGAGGAAGGUGUUGAUGCCGGAGGUGUCACCCGUGAAUGGUUCCAGGUUCUCGCCCGGCAAAUGUUCGACCCGAACUACGCUUUGUUCAUCCCUGUGUCAUCUGACCGCACCACAUUCCAUCCGAACAAGCUCAGCGGGGUCAACGAAGCUCAUUUGAUGUUCUUCAAAUUCAUUGGACGUAUCAUCGGUAAGGCUCUGUACGAAGGAAGGUUGCUUGACUGUUUCUUCAGCCGCGCUGUGUACAAACGUAUUCUGGGCAAGCCUGUGUCGGUCAAGGACAUGGAGUCGUUUGACCCAGACUACUACAAGUCCCUCUGCUGGAUGCUGGACAACGACAUUACCGACAUCAUCACAGAAACCUUCUCAGUCGAAGAUGAUGAGUUCGGCGUUACCAAUGUUGUGGAUCUAGUUCCUCAUGGCAGGGAAGUUUCGGUGACGGAGGAAAACAAGCACGAGUAUGUACGGCUCGUCGUUGACCAUAAGCUGCUAUCUUCGGUUAAGGAGCAAAUGGAGAACUUCUUGCUGGGCUUCCACGAAAUCAUUCCGGCCAAUUUAAUCUCCAUCUUCAAUGAACAGGAGCUGGAACUGUUGAUAUCUGGUCUUCCUGAUAUCGAUGUUGAUGACUGGAAGAGCAACACGGAAUACCAAAAUUACACCCCGUCCUCGCAACAGAUCCAAUGGUUCUGGCGAGCUGUCAGAUCAUUCGACAAAGAGGAACGAGCCAAGCUUCUGCAGUUUGUCACCGGCACGAGCAAGGUCCCACUAAAUGGGUUCAAAGAGCUGGAGGGUAUGAAUGGCAUCAACAGAUUCAACAUUCAUCGUGACUAUGGCAACAUGGAUAGACUACCGUCGUCACAUACGUGUUUCAACCCAGAGCUUGAUCUACCAGAGUAUGAAAGCUACGAUAUGUUGCGCUCUCAGGUUCUGAAAGCUAUCACGCAAGGAAGCGAGUACUUUGGUUUCGCUUAA